AUGUUCUAUCUAUCUAUCUAUCUAUCUAAAAUUCUAUUUCGGUCUCUUCAUUAUUCAUCUAUCUAUCUAUCUAUUUCUUGUCUUUCAUUAUCUAUCUAUCUAUCUAUCUAUCUAUCUAUCUAUUUCGGUCUCUUCAUUCUUCAAAUCUAUCUAUCAUCUAUCUAUCUAUUUCGACUCUUCAGUAUCUAUCUAUCUAUCUAUCUAUCUAUUUCAGUCUCUUCAUUAUCUAUCUAUCUAUCUAUCUAUCUAUCUAUUUCUAUCUAUCUAUCUUAUUUCAGACUCUUCAUUAUCUAUCUAUAUCUAUCUAUCUAUCUAUCUAUCUAUUUCAUCUUCGUUAUCUAUCUACCUAUCUAUCUCUAUCUAUCUAUCUAUUUCAGUCUCUUCAUUAUCUAUCUAUCUAUCUAUCUAUCUAUCUAUCUAUCUAUCUAUCUAUUUCAGUCUCUUCAUUUCUAUCUCUCUAUCUAUCUAUCUAUCUAUCUAUUUCAGUCUCUUCAUUAUCUAUCUAUCUAUCUAUCUAUCUAUCUAUCUAUCUAUUUCAGUCUCUUCAUUAUCAUCUAUCUAUCUAUCUAUCUAUCUAUCUAUCUAUCUAUUCAUUAUCUAUUUCUAUCUCUAUCUAUCAUCUAUCUAUCUAUCUAUUCUAUUUCAGUCUCUUCAUUAUCUAUUAUCUAUCUAUCUAUUUCAGACGGUAAGGCUGCACUUUCUGUUCAACAGUUAGCUUCCAGCAAGAAAAUAUCUGGUUUUUCCCUUAUUUUUUUCCUGUCUUUUAUCUCCCACCUUUUCAGACACAGCUCUUUGGAUCCUUUUCUUCUAUGCUACUCGUCUCUAUUGAACCACAGCUCGUUUUUCAUUCGUUCCUCUUCACCGCAUAUACUUGUUUAUAAGUCGACUAUUUCGUGUUUUCUUUCUCUUUUGACAUGUUUCCUCCCAUUCAUUCUUUCUUUCUUUUACUUCAAAUUUUCGUACUUUCUUUCUUUCUUUUUAUUUAAUCAUAAUGUUUUAUUCCUUUCUUCGCUGUUUCUUUUAACUUUUCUUUCUUUAUUUUGUUCUUUUCCUUCCUUCCUUCCUUCCUUCCUUCCUUCCUUCCUUCCUUCUUUCUUUUUUCUUUCUUUCUUUCUUUCGUUCGUUUGUUUACGGCUAAUAUUUCGUUUUUUCUGGUUUUGUUUCUCUUCUGACAUUUUUCCUCCCAUUCAUUCAUUCAUUCUUUCUUUCUUUCUUUCUUUCGUAAGUUUUUUAUUUCAUUUCAUUUUAAUGUCCAUUUGCUUCUCAUUUCCCGCUCUUUUUAUUUUUCUUCCUAAUUUUUCUUUCUUUCUUUUUCUUUCUUUUCUUCUUUCUUUUCUUUCUUUCUUUCUUUCUUUCUUUUCUUUCCCUUCUUUCUUUCUUAAUUAUAUUUAUAACUUUUCUUUCUUUCUUUUAUAUUCUGUUUUCCACUUUACUUUCCCCUUCAAGUUACUCAACUUCUUCCCAAGGACCCCUCCCUUUCUUCCCGCCAUUUUCCCGUCAGUGUUUUCCGUUCACCUCACUUUGAUUCAACUGCGUAUUUCAGUCUUCUUAUUUAAUUUCCCAACCACUGAAACUUCUUGA
Acanthosepion pharaonis is the source of this 1581-nucleotide messenger RNA. The record is from the annotation of a GenBank genome assembly. Lineage: Eukaryota; Metazoa; Mollusca; Cephalopoda; Sepiida; Sepiidae.